GGUCACUUUUAAAAUUUACCGCGCAGAAGACAGAGUGAGGGUAAAACCGAAAACACCCGAAGCACUAUCUCGUAGGGACACUUUUAGUAAAAAAAAAAAAUAAUAAUAAACAUAACCAUAUACUACAAGUAAAAAUAAAAACCAAGUGUUGAUAAAAUAAAAAAAUAAUAAUGGCAUCUAAUGAUGAUACUGAAAUAAAUUUAUCCGAAUUAUUUGACAGUGGAUUUUUACUGUUUAACAGUAUAAUGAAAAGUGAUGAACCAACAAAUAGUUUGACAGUUCAAUUGGAUGUUAAAAAAUGUAUAAGUAUUUUUGAAAAUGCGACAAAAUUAGUUUCCAUUGCUGAUAUUUUUAGUAAAAAUGAAGACUACAAUGAAAUACCUACAGAACAUCUUAAAUAUUUUUUAUUACCAGCAUUACUUGGUACUUUGGCAACUAAAAUAUGUGAUCGUGACAAUCGAAUGCAUUAUUUAAAAGUAUCACAGGUUUAUUUUUAUGAUUUUCUUGAACGAGUUAAAUCGUAUGGUAUCACCCAAGUUGAAAUUCCAAAAUUAAAGAGCGAUGAUGAUUCCAAUGAUGAUAAUGAUGAUGAUGAUAAAUGUAAACAAGUUAAAAAAUCACAAACAAAUACAGAAAUGAUUCAAGAUAUGAUGACUGUACGUCGUUUAAAAUUGCAGCGUUAUAAAGAACAAAAAGAUCUGAAAGAAAAAUUAGAAAUUUAUCAAAAGAGUAUGGACAAUCCUAAUAUUGAUGAUGAAACCAAAAGAAAUUACUUUAUCACUUUAAUAAAAUUAUAUGUCCUCGAGUCUAUUGAUGAAAUAAAUUCAUUGGCUGAAGAAAAAAACAUAUUGGAGCAGAUGGCGAUGAUUAAAAAACAUGAUGGGGAAGAAAGUAAAAGUAAAAAAGAAUACCGACCUCCUAAAUUACAACCGAUAAUUAUUACACGUAAUGAGAUGCAAAAGAGAGUACUUGGUGCUGGGUAUCCAAGUCUACCGGUCAUGACUGUUGAAGAGUUUUAUGAGAAAAAAGUUGCUGAUGGCGAAUGGGCUGCCAACACUGGCCCUGGACAAACUCAAGUUGCUGGUAAAAGUCUUCAGGAUAUGGCGAAUCAGAGUUCAUCUGAAGAUCCAGAUGUUUUGAAGAAAGAAGAGUUAGUUGAAAAAGAUGAUGAAGAAUAUCUUGAACAGAUGAGAGCUAUGGAUGAGUAUAAAGAUGAUCAUAAACGCGGCUGGGGAAAUCGCUACAACAGAAGCUGAAUUAUUUAUUAUAAAUUUAUCCAUGUAUUGUAAUAUUUUUAGUAUUAAAAACGAUUUCAUUAUUAUUAUUAUUUUUGUUUAUUCAUUUUCUAAAAUGUAUUUUUUUAUAUGUUUAAUUUAAAUUCAUGUACAGAUCAAUUUAAUAAAAUAAUAAAUUCAUAGA
Messenger RNA from Microplitis demolitor, 1419 nucleotides. RefSeq names its product immunoglobulin-binding protein 1 (gene Tap42). The record is from RefSeq and is a predicted model, not a curated record. Lineage: Eukaryota; Metazoa; Arthropoda; Insecta; Hymenoptera; Braconidae. The transcript has a single exon. Gene Ontology annotation, biological process: regulation of dephosphorylation; regulation of signal transduction. Bases 171 to 1256 code for a protein of 361 amino acids. Gene Ontology annotation, molecular function: protein phosphatase 2A binding. Gene Ontology annotation, cellular component: cytosol.